GCUUUGUUUUCAAUGUUGGUGUGUAGUCAUGUGAUUUGCAUUUUCGUUCAUCAGUCCGCCAGCAUGGCUUCCGAGGAAGGUGUUGUGUUCUGUGUACCUGACUUUCCUUCGACCGUUUUCUUGACUCUCAAUGAACUUCGAAGCGACGGAAAGCUAUGUGAUAUAACGCUAAUUGUUGGGGAUCAAUAUAUAAAAUCUCAUCGUGUUGUGUUGGCAGCCGCUAGUCCAUAUUUUAAUGCAAUGUUUACGGGUUCUAUGGUCGAAAGCCGUCUCGACGAGGUGACUCUCCAUGGUAUUGAAUUCUCCGCUUUAGAAGAACUCAUUAACUUCUGUUAUUCCGGAAGGACAGAAAUAACAGUCGAUAAUGUGCAAAAUUUAAUGUGUGCUUCAAGUCUCCUUCAWUUAACGAGUGUUAAGCAAGCUUGUGUGGAGUUUCUUCAUCGUGUCUUGCAUCCCAGCAACUGUUUGGGCAUACGAAGUUUUGCUGAUACAUUUUGCUGYGGAGAYUUAGUCGAGGCAGCSGGUGUUUUUGCCAUGAAAAAUUUCUCUGAUGUUUCKAAAAGUGAAGAGUUUCUWGGUCUAGAUCCAGAUGAGUUGAAAGCACUAAUUUCCAGUGACGAUUUGAAUAUCAAAACAGAAGAAGAAGUCUUCGAAGCAGUGAUGUGUUGGACCGAGAAGGACACUGACGAAAGAAAAGAUUUUUUACCCGAACUUCUAAAACACGUCCGUCUGCCUUUAAUUCGCCCUCAAUACCUSUGCGAYUCAAUUGCAUCCAAAGAUCUUAUCAAAAACAACCUGACGUGUAGAGAUUUAGUUGACGAAGCGAAAGACUUCCUUCUMCUUCCUGAAAGACGGUCAGAGCAUCGCUCUCCACGUACAAGACCUCGGCGAUGCAGUGAAGCAGCAGGCUUGAUCUUUGCUAUUGGUGGAUUGAAUUCUUCAGGAGAAGCUCUGUCAACAGUAGAAACGUUUGAUCCUAUAACAGGACAAUGGGCUCCUGCUGAAAAGAUGAAUUCUUUGAGAACUCGWGUUGGGGUUGCUGUGCUAGGACAUAAGCUGUAUGCCUUGGGUGGAUUUGAUGGCCAUAAGAGAUUGAACACAGUUGAGUUUUAUGACCCUCAUAUUGGAAAAUGGAUCCUGACCACACCCAUGAACACCCGUCGCAGUGCGCUUGGAGCAGUUGUGAUGAAUGACAAGAUCUAUGUUGUUGGUGGGUAUGAYGGACAUAUCUCUUUGAGUACAAUGGAGUGCUUUUCACCUCAAACAAACUCAUGGAAUUUCCUUGCACCAAUGGAAAUGUUACGCAGUGCUUCUGGAGUUGCUGAACUAAAUGGCAAGUUGUUUGUUAUUGGUGGACACAAUGGACUGUCAAUCUUCAACACUGUAGAAGUUUAUGAUCCACAGACAGACAGUUGGUCUGCAGGACCGACCAUGAAUACACGACGCUGCCGAGUGGGUGUUGGUUCUCUAAAUGGUUGUCUAUAUGUUUGUGGGGGUUAUGACGGGAGUACUUUCUUAAACACAGUUGAAUGCUAUGACCCUAGUGUUGGCACAUGGAAGUUUGCUACUCCAAUGAAUAGCAGACGCAGUCGAGUUGCUGUGGUAACAGUUGGAGGGAAGUUAUUUGCCAUYGGGGGUUAUGAUGGUUUGACCAACCUUAACACUGUUGAAUGCUACGACCAUCAAUCUGACAAGUGGACAUUUAUCACACCAAUGUGUAAGCACCAGGGUGGAGUGGGUGCUGGUAUUUUACCUCGUGGGCCUAACUACAUGUAGAUAAUUAUUGUAAAAAAAUUAGGAAGAUGCUGAAGAUCAUGCAUAAAGUGGAAUCCAUGUACAUUGUAUCCACAGUGUUCACUGGAUUUGCAGCAUGACACACCUUACCAUGGCCACCUAAURCACCUUGGAACUUCAACUUUCAUCAUUUACAUGUUUAUUUUUAGCUGUAUACCUACCUCUUCUUGUGAUCAGCAGUUAUUCAGUCAUAAUGAAGGGGUUUUUCUUUCUAAGCAAACUUUUUUCUAACUGGUUAUCUUGUACAAAACUCGAAUGGCUACGGUAAGGUGUGCCCUGAUGUAAGAGAGAAAACACCACAGUAAUAAUGAUAAAAACAAAUGGAAAAAUACUUUCAGUUGCUUGUGCAAUCUUGGCAGUUGGCUAUGCCGUUUAAUCUAUGCAAAAAUGAGGUUCAGCUUUUAUUAAUACUGUCUAUAGAUAGAUAAGUUUCACAUGUCUAAGCCAUAAAUAAGUUAUGUCUAUCAUUGCAAGCUGAGCUUUUGCUUUGCUCCCUUACCAGUUUAAGAAAUUUGUGCAAGCAAGAUUAAUCAUUUCCAGCUCUGGAAAUGGCUUUAAUUUACRGUACUGUUAAUUCUAUGAUUUAUAAAAACUUAAAUUGUUUUUUCAUCUUUCAAAUCAUAAGCACAAUUUUUAAGGGUCUACACAAUUUUAUUCCUUACUUGAGGAAUAUAUUUAUUCAUACAUAGACCAGUAGCUAGUCUUGCAUUGCUACUUAAGACCACUCUAGACACAAUAAUUAUUGUAGUAGACUACUGCCAUCAGUAGUUUAAGCUUUUAAAAACACAGGUAGUUUUUGAUUGAUAGCAGUUUAGUGGUGCCUUUGAUAUUGCAUGUUGGGAUUCUUGUGUUCAGUUCAAUGRAAAUAAUAUGACAUGAAUGCAUUCCUUAACUGGAUUGUCUUUUUCCUCUUGAGUUUAAGCAUUACUUUGYGUUAUUUGACAAAAAAAGGAAUAGUAAUAAAGAAUAAGAAUUUGAAUUCAAUCUUCUUUGAUAUUCAAAGAAUAAAUAAUAUUAUUAAUAAUUAUAAAGUUUUCRACCAGCUUUUUAUAUUUUCAAGCGUUUGUAAACUAACGUGUUUCAUAUURAAGACUUUUCAGAGAUAAGCUGCUGCAUUCUUAAAUUCAGUAAAAAUAGAUGUUACUAUAGGCAUGUUUUUACGAUAGUUGAACAAAAGUAAAGAGAAUUAGCAUAAAAUAGUAUAACUUCUGUAUGUAUAAUAUAUUAUUUGUUUGCACUCAAUUUCAAAAAUUCUUGUUGUUAUACACACUKUACUAGUGAAAUGCAGGACGUUUAGAGGAAAAAUUUAAGUGGAAAAAUAGUUUUAUAGAUUUUGGUUAUUGCAGACACCACUGCUAUUUGUAGUGAAGAUUUAUCAAUGCCAAAAGCAUUAUAAUUGACAAAUUAUGCAACAAGUCAAUGUAUGUAUAAUUCCAGCUCCAAAAUACAUAACGAAAUYUCAUUAAAAGUAAAUGUAUAUUUUGUUC
This is a messenger RNA of Exaiptasia diaphana, 3281 nucleotides long. Its product is annotated as kelch-like protein 18. Lineage: Eukaryota; Metazoa; Cnidaria; Anthozoa; Actiniaria; Aiptasiidae. The coding region runs from base 13 to 1776 and encodes 587 amino acids. The transcript has a single exon. The record is from RefSeq and is a predicted model, not a curated record. Gene Ontology annotation, molecular function: protein binding.